Molecule: messenger RNA, 2006 nt
Organism: Dendroctonus ponderosae (mountain pine beetle)
Lineage: Eukaryota; Metazoa; Arthropoda; Insecta; Coleoptera; Curculionidae
Gene: senju
Product: UDP-galactose transporter senju
Exons: 4
Coding region: 388-1437 (349 amino acids)
Biological process (GO): pyrimidine nucleotide-sugar transmembrane transport
Cellular component (GO): Golgi membrane
Molecular function (GO): UDP-galactose transmembrane transporter activity
Source: RefSeq, a predicted model, not a curated record
AUUGUUCGCCAUAUAAAGUUUAGGUAAGUUUAAUAAGGUCUGGCAACCGUCUAGCGACAUCCUGUUGAUUUUUAAAUUCCAGACAGGCAACCCUGUCCAGUACUGACACUUCAAAAAAUUUGGUUAGGUUUUGCACAGUAAACAUUUGAAAUAAAUUUGUUGAAAAUUUAUCUUUAACAAUGUUUUUUCAUAUGAUGUGGUCGUAAUGGGGCGUGUUUUGUGAACCGUGAAAUUUAACGUUCUGAAAAUGUCAGCAGUUAACCAGCUCCAAAUCCCUAAGUACCAAGAAGCCCUAAACUAAUAGAAUUUAGUUAAAAAAACCCAAAGAACUGUUUAAUUAAAUUUCAUAGUAUUUUAUAAAUUCAAUUUGAUCUACUAGUUAGAACCAUGACUCGAAUCUCUUGGAGGGACUUAUUUCCUUCCAAGUUCAGCCAAGUUAUUUUUGUAGUGUAUAUUUUGCUGUUUGUCAGUCAAGGGAUUUUAGUAACUGCUUCCCAAGAAUCCAACAACAAAUAUGACUACAACAUUGUUACAGUUGUUUUAUUUACUGAAAUUUUAAAGUUACUGUUAUCAUCAGCGCUCUACUGUAGAAAGCACAAUCCUGCUCAACUUGUUAAUGAAAUAAUUGUUAACAAGAAAGUUCUGGUACUCUACUUUGUCCCAGCUUUUCUCUACUGUUUGUACAAUAAUUUAGCUUUUGUCAAUUUAUCAUCCUUUGAUCCCACCACCUACUACUUGCUGCUACAGCUAAGAGUGGUUGUAACUGGAAUUCUAUUUCAGGUGAUAUUUGGAAAGCUUCUAAGCAAAAAACAAUGGCUUUCACUUAUUAUUCUAACGUUGGGAUGCAUGCUCAAGCAGAUUCCUAUGAGCGAAGAUAUGGAAUCGGCCGCACCAGAGAACGCAAAGUCACAGUCUCUAGUAUUGGGUAUAAAUGCAAUUUUCAUUUUCAUUCAGAUAUUUUGUUCGUGCUUUGCCGGAGUGUACAACGAGUAUCUGCUGAAAAAUCAAGGCAGUGAAGUGAACAUUUUCGUACAAAACGUUUUCAUGUACCUGGAUUCGAUAAUUUGCAAUGUAAUCCUGCUGGCAUUCAACGGUUCUAUUGCAAGUGCGUUUCUUUAUGAGAAUUUAGUCAAGUUGCUCAACCACAAAGUGCUUUUGGUAAUGACCAACAACGCGAUUGUUGGCAUUGUCACCAGCCUGUUUUUAAAAACUUUAAAUUCGAUUUUAAAAACGUUUGCCAGCGCUUUAGAACUAGUGCUAACGGCGCUUUUGUCAUGGAUUCUGUUUGGAAUUCCUGUUUAUUUGAACACUGCGCUAGCUAUAGGAACCGUAAUGUAUGCCAUUUAUUUAUAUUCGCAAAACCCAGUCAGCAACUCGCAGCGGAAUAUUGAAAAAAAUGAAGAUGAGGAAGAAAUGCUGCAAAUGGAAGAAGUAUGACUGAAGACUGUGUAGUUCUUUUGCUGAUGAACCGGAAAUUGUGAUAUUAGUGCCAGUUUUUUAGAUUCGUUUCUACUUAUUUAAUUGUAAAGGUACAAAUGAAGAUUUUUGUAUUUUUUUAACGAUUUUUUAUUCUUUUGACAUUGAAACAGAGUUUGACUUGAUUAUUCAGGGUUCUGCGAUAGUGCGCCAAUUUCCAGUAGCUCAAAAACUUGGUCCUUGUUUUAGAAAAAAUCACAGGGUGGUCAAACAUUUUAAUAGAACCACCUAUUUUAUUUUUCUUCACUAUUAUACACAAGAACCAUAGAGAAAAUUAAAUAUUUUAUUUUCUCUGUGACAAGAAUAUUAUUUUAAAAAUCUACUGCUGAACCCUGAAUAAUGAAGCAAACAAUAAAUGUCUGUAGUUGUUGUCUAUAGAUUGAUACCAUCUACUUAGAGUGAUGUGAUUCCAUAUUUUAAACGUUAUUUAUGAGGAUGUUAUUUGUUAAUCAAUCAAAGCAUGUGUAUCUAAUGCUAUACUCCUCCAGUAUGCUAAGUAACACUUUCAAAUAUAUUCUAUUAGCACGUUA